Ictalurus furcatus (blue catfish) is the source of this 3124-nucleotide messenger RNA. It is a transcript of the gene apba2a, whose product is annotated as amyloid beta (A4) precursor protein-binding, family A, member 2a. The coding region runs from base 222 to 3017 and encodes 931 amino acids. The transcript is spliced from 12 exons. The record is from RefSeq and is a predicted model, not a curated record. Gene Ontology annotation, molecular function: protein binding; amyloid-beta binding. Gene Ontology annotation, cellular component: dendritic spine; cytoplasm; plasma membrane. NCBI's taxonomy places the organism in Eukaryota, Metazoa, Chordata, Actinopteri, Siluriformes, Ictaluridae. Gene Ontology annotation, biological process: chemical synaptic transmission.
AUCUUUAAGACUCUAAUGCUCUGUCCCGGGAUGCUGAGAGUGUGUGUGUGUGUGUGUGUGUGUGAGUGUGACAUCCACGUUCCUGUAUCUUAUACCUUUCCCCUCAUCCACGCUUUAAGCUUGUAGAUGUAUAAAACAAUAACCUCCCAGCGCCCAAGCCUGUUCACCUGAAUCCUCUGCACCAUAGGAAUCCCACUUGUGUGGGCUUACUGAAGCCAGUUAUGGCUCUCAGACAAAGCCAUGUUUCCAGGGCAGUGCCUGAUCAUCCACAAUGCAUCUCGUCUUUACCAGAGCAGACCGCUAAACACUCCAGAGACAGAGUGGAUCCUGAAGAACCUCAUAGCAGUAACACAGAAAGCCAGUCAAGCAAACCUAUUCCAGCCAGCUUCUGUCCCACUGAUGGCUCUGUCUCAGGGGAGGAUUUUGACCGUGGAGAUAGCCCUAGUCAUCCUGACAGCAUGGAAGAAGACUCACUGUCUGAAUAUGAUAAUGUGAGAUCAGAGGAGGAAGAAGAACAGGACUAUGAGGAUGAUGAGGAACUGCAUACCGAUGCAGAUGGGAUGACUUACUAUGUUCACUGUUGCCCUGAAGAUGAGAGCUAUUUGGAAGGAAUGGACUGUCAUGAGGGUGCUGAAAGCAUUUAUAAACCAGGUACCUCCAGAGAACCAGAUGCUGGUGGAAAUCGUAAAGAUGCCUGGGAAUUCUCUGAGGGGUUUUAUGAAGUACUCCAGCAAGGUACAGAGGAGCUGGUCCACAAAUGUCCUGAGCCUAUUACUGAGUCUACUUUCAUUCAGGCUCCCAUGGCUGAGGAUGAAGAUGAUGAAGAAGAUGCAGAGGAAGUAGAAGAAGAUGAUGAUGUUGAUGAUGAUGAUAAUGAUGAUGAUGCUGUGGAGGAAGAUGAAACAUAUUUUGCUUACGAACGAGGGAAGGCAGGAGGAAGUCAGGAUGGAAUUAUCUGCAAAGGGCAAUGUGAUUUACCAGAGGGCAGUAAAAACCCUCAUCAGGGAUCAAAUUACAGUAAAGGAAUGAUUAGAGGAGAAGUGGAUUUAAGUAAAGAUUACGGAGUGGAUAAAAGUAUCCCAGAGAAGUGCAAGGGUGAUGCCCAGAAAUCAUUUAUUGGUCACAGAGAAGGCAGUAAAAAGAGCAAUGCUGAAGUUAAAGCUGAUUAUUCAGGAAACUGUGAAGUGGGCAUGGCAGAUAAAAACCCAAAGCAAGGGUCUAUAUUCAGAGGGCAGCCAAUUUGUAAGGAGGACAGAGGCAGUAGAAACUGCAGACUUAAUGGUAUAACCAAACCUGAAGGACCUGAGAAUAGAGUAGAUUUUAAAAAGAGACAUUCAUACAGAGAUCAUGGAAGAGAAAAAAGAGAAGACAGGUGUUUACAUGUGGGGAAUGACAGUCCUGAAGGCAGUAUAGGCAGGGGACAGGGGUGUCCUCAUAGCUAUAGAGCAAAGACCGAGAGGGAUAGGGAACAAUCAGUGGACACAGGCGAGGGUGUGGAUCAGAUUGUAAAUGAAGUUAGAACAAAAAAGAAAGUAGGACCUCAGAGCACUGGGACAGACAGGGGUAUAUCUGAGAAGUCAUGUGAUGAGAGAAGGUUUCCAGAAAGUUCACAAGUAUCAGUGCUUAGACCACACAGGGAUGAAAGCAGAUCCAGUGCCCCCAACACACCCAAGCAGCCUCGCAACCCUGUCCAGAAAGACCUGGCCAGACCUACUCAAGAAGACUGCCUGAAAUCCAAUCAGGCCCAGGUAACUCACAGCAGCCCACAGCACUGCACAGUAAAUCCACAGUCUGAAACUGACACAGCUGCUAGCAACCAUAACCUCCCUCAGCAAGGAAAGAGAAAUCACUCUUUCCCAAGCUUUGUGGAUGUCCCAGGCCCAUGUGAACCAGAGGACCUCAUCGACGGGAUCAUCUUCGCUGCCAACUACCUCGGGUCCACUCAACUUCUCUCAGACAGAAACCCAUCCAAGAGUGUGCGUAUGAUGCAAGCUCAGGAAGCUGUGGACAGAGUAAAGUGUGUGGAAAGCGAGAGCCAGGGCCCAAUUGAGGUUGACCUCUUCAUUUCAACAAAGGAUAUAAAAGUGCUCAAUGCUGACACACAGGAGACAAUGAUAGACAAUGCUCUUCGGACCAUCUCCUAUAUUGCAGACAUUGGGAGCGUGGUAGUCUUGAUGGCUCGCAGACGAGUGUCUCAGUCUGCUGCACUCGACUGUAAUGAAACCAGCCUGAACUCUGCAGAGAGCAGGAAGCAGUACCGAAUGAUCUGUUACGUCUUUGAGUCUGAGGAUGCCCAGCUCAUUGCACAGUCCAUUGGUCAGGCGUUUAGCAUGGCUUACCAAGAAUUUCUGAGAGCAAACGGGAUCAACCCUAAGGACCUCAGCCAGAAAGACUACAGUGAUAUCCUUAAUUCACAAGAGAUGUACAACGAUGAUCUCAUCCACUUUUCAAACUCUGAGAACUGUAAAGAGCUGCACCUGGAGAAGCAGAAAGGGGAGAUUCUUGGGGUUGUGAUAGUAGAAUCUGGCUGGGGGUCUAUCCUGCCCACAGUUAUCCUGGCUUGCAUGUUGAACAGUGGGCCAGCUGCUCGUUCAGGGAAGCUCAACGUGGGUGAUCAGAUCAUGGCUGUCAAUGACACAAGUCUGGUGGGCUUGCCCUUAGCCACCUGCCAGGGCAUCAUCAAGGGCUUGAAGAAUCAGUUACAGGUAAAGCUGAGUGUAGUAAGCUGUCCUCCUGUGACCACGGUGCUAAUAAAGAGACCAGAUCUGCAGUACCCUUUAGGCUUCAGUGUACAGAAUGGCAUAAUCUGUAGCCUGAUGCGAGGUGGAAUAGCAGAACGUGGAGGAGUGCGUGUGGGUCAUAGAAUAAUUGAGAUUAAUGGACAGAGUGUAGUUGCCAUGGCACAUGAGAAAAUUGUCCAUGCCCUUUCGGUGUCUGUCGGAGAGAUUCAUAUGAAAACUAUGCCAGCCGUGAUGUUCAGACUGCUAACUGGACAGGAAACCCCAAUGUACAUCUAAUGGCAAUGCUUGUGCUCCGGAAGCUCUGUGAUGCUCUGCCCUGCCUAUGUAACUCAAAAUUUUCCAUACACUUACAAAAAAUCUGGAAUAAGGAUUUCUUUGGCUUG